UCUCUCUCUCUCCCUCUGUCUCUGUGCAACACUGCGACAAUGGAUCCCGUGAACGUUUGGGGCAACACCCCUCUCGAAACCAUGGAUCCGGAGAUCCACGACCUCAUCGAGAAGGAAAAGCGUCGUCAGAGCCGAGGAAUUGAGCUCAUUGCCUCAGAAAACUUCACUUCCUUCGCCGUCAUCGAAGCUCUCGGCAGCGCACUCACCAACAAGUACUCCGAAGGCAUGCCCGGCAAUCGAUACUACGGUGGCAACGAAUUCAUCGACGAGAUCGAGAAUCUCUGCGCCAGCCGAGCCCUCAAAGCCUAUCGUCUCGAACCCACCAAAUGGGGUGUCAAUGUUCAACCAUACUCAGGUAGUCCCGCCAAUUUCGCAGCCUACACGGCUGUUCUCAACCCCCAUGAUCGGAUCAUGGGCUUGGAUUUGCCUUCUGGUGGUCAUUUGACUCAUGGGUAUUACACUUCUGGUGGGAAGAAGAUCUCUGCCACCUCGAUUUACUUCGAGAGUUUGCCUUAUAAGGUGGAUUCAAGUACUGGGUAUAUUGAUUAUGAUAAGUUGGAAGAGAAAGCAAUGGAUUUUAGACCCAAAUUGAUCAUUUGUGGUGGGAGUGCGUACCCGAGAGAUUGGGAUUAUGGGAGGUUUAGAUCGGUUGCUGACAAGAUUGGGGCGUUGUUGCUUUGUGAUAUGGCUCACAUUAGUGGCCUUGUUGCAGCUCAGGAAGCUGCUGAUCCCUUUGAGUUCUGUGACAUAGUCACAACCACAACCCACAAGAGCCUGAGGGGCCCUAGGGCUGGUAUGAUCUUCUACCGCAAGGGUCCUAAACCAGCCAAGAAAGGCCAGCCAGAAGGCGCAGUUUAUGACUUUGAAGACAAGAUCAAUUUUUCUGUUUUCCCAGCCCUCCAGGGUGGUCCUCACAAUCACCAGAUUGGUGCUUUGGCUGUUGCUCUGAAACAGGCCAUGUCUCCUGGGUUCAAGGUAUAUGCUAAGCAAGUCAGGGCCAAUGCAGUUGCCCUUGGAAACUACUUGAUGAGCAAAAACUACAAUCUCGUGACGGGAGGGACUGAGAACCACCUUGUUCUAUGGGAUCUUCGCCCUUUAGGAUUGACCGGCAAUAAGGUUGAGAAGCUUUGUGACCUAUGCAACAUAACUGUGAACAAGAAUGCUGUGUUUGGUGACAGUAGUGCCUUGUCCCCUGGAGGGGUACGAAUUGGUACUCCGGCUAUGACUUCAAGAGGGUUGGUUGAGAAGGACUUCGAGCAGAUUGCAGAUUUUCUCCACCGUGCUGUGACAGUCACUUUGAAGAUUCAAAAGGAGCAUGGAAAGCUCUUGAAGGACUUCAACAAGGGUCUGGUGAACAACAAAGAUAUAGAGGAACUCAAGGCUGAUGUCGAGAAAUUCGCAUCCUCAUUUGAGAUGCCCGGCUUCUUAAUGUCCGAGAUGAAGUACAAGGAUUAGGUUCAAAAGCUUAUUAUGAUUUUUUUUUCCUCAUCAAUUUCUUUCUGGUGUUUGAAUCAUAAAAUUUUCUUCUGAAGUAUAAUCUUCAUUCGAAGUCUACUUGGAAGAAAAAUAAUGUUUGAUUUCUUGAUCCUUGGGUUUUUACAAUAUGGUAGGGUAGUAAAUUUUAUUUUGUUUAAUCAAAAGUUGUAGUUGGUAUCAGGUUAUGAGAAUUUGAGAGUAACCAUCCUCUAAACAACUUGAUGUACUACUGCUUUCAUUUCUUUUAAUACU
Camellia sinensis is the source of this 1728-nucleotide messenger RNA. Its product is annotated as serine hydroxymethyltransferase 4. Gene Ontology annotation, molecular function: pyridoxal phosphate binding; glycine hydroxymethyltransferase activity. The record is from RefSeq and is a predicted model, not a curated record. NCBI's taxonomy places the organism in Eukaryota, Viridiplantae, Streptophyta, Magnoliopsida, Ericales, Theaceae. Gene Ontology annotation, biological process: tetrahydrofolate interconversion. Gene Ontology annotation, cellular component: mitochondrion; cytoplasm.